Lasiodiplodia theobromae is the source of this 1191-nucleotide messenger RNA. Its product is annotated as Carbohydrate-binding WSC domain-containing protein. The annotation marks the transcript as partial. The transcript is spliced from 4 exons. Lineage: Eukaryota; Fungi; Ascomycota; Dothideomycetes; Botryosphaeriales; Botryosphaeriaceae. The record is from RefSeq and is a predicted model, not a curated record.
AUGUUUGCUAGAACAUCGACUUUGCUUGGCUUCGUAGCCGUGGCGUUGCAGGCGACUUCGGUGUCGGCUCAGGCUUGCAUCAAUUUUGCCUUUGCUCCCGCAGGAACUUGCAACUCGGACCCCAAUUCUGCCGAUCGCCUUCGUGCCGACCUCGUCCAGGAUCGACUUGUGCCUGGUUGCGCUAACGGUGGCCUUUACACGGUGGUGGCCAAAUACAACGAUCUUCAAGACAACACGCGCUGGGUCAGCGCUAUUGAUGUUGCCACUGUUGCCGAAGACUUUACUGGAACCAUUCCCUUCAGCUUCAGAUUGCCCCAGAGCACAAUUUCUGCCGGGCCCGUGACGCUCAGCCUUAUUGGGACCAACAAGGGGGGUGCUUUCACUUCCCGUGUCACGUAUACACACAGACACACGCCGACUGUCACGUACACGACUGCCACCUCAACGCUCACGGCUUGGGUCUCAAGCACCGUCACGUCAACUAGCUACCGCAAUGUCAACUCGUACACAACGGUUGACCCCCCGGGUGGGUUAUCUACCAUCACAAGGACCGGUGUCUCGACUAGUUUCCUUACCAAGCCGACUGUUACUGUCACAUCCUACAUGGCCGUGGAUGACCGUACCAUUACAGAGAUCACGACACUCCGGCAAACGAUCAGCUCAGCAUGCAAGCUCAGGCGUAAGGACCUCGAGAAGCUCCAUCGCCGUGCACAGCCAACAACGUACGCUGUUCCUUACUGCGGUUCCACUUUCUCGACGACAAUAUUGCCAAUUUCUACAGUGUACCUCCAGUCACGCUCGACCAUGGUCGAUACAGUGACGCGGGUUGCCAACAACGUCAACUGGCUCACCGUCACAGCCAACAACCCCACGACGUGGAUCGACGUCACUUCGAUUGUUUACCGCACGGUGAACGCCGAUGCCAGAACCAUCACCAGCAUCUUCACGCAACCUCGUAUCACGGCGACCGAGACAUUCACUGACACGUUUACCACGACUGUCUACCCGCCCGGUAGUCCUGUUUGUAACGCCGAGGUCGUCACUCCCACGCUACGUGUGGAGUCGUCUCUGAGUGGCAGCAACCCUGGCUUUUCACUUCCAGCUGCCACUGCUGGCGCGUCCAACUUCUACAGCGGAAACCAGAUGACUUUACCGCCCCCCGGUCAGGCUAGUCCGGGAUUCCCGACGCUG